AGAGGGGCGCAACAAUACGAGUUGGAGGGAAAAGCAGUUGAAGGCGGAGGUGCUGGUUUGUGUGGCGAGGGGAAGUCAAUUCUGUGCAGUGCAGGACUCAGAUUACUAGCUGGUAGUACAAUUCCAGUACUUGUGUCUUGUCUUGCUUCGGGCCAAAUAACAAGGGCAAAAACCAUCGGCGCGCCGAGGUUCAGGGUACUGACGAACAUCGUGGAGGAAGAAGAGGGAGAAGCAGGUAAAAGGAGGAGUGAGGGAAACAAGAAGAGGGAUUUAAAACAGGCAAAUGCUGCCUCAGGCAAGGAAACUGUGAAAUAGGCGAAGGAAAGCAACCAAGAUGAGUGGGGCUCGUUGCUGUGCUACUAGCAGAACGUGGUAGACUGUCUGCUCGGACGAACAGAAUAAAGCAGUUUUUUGGGGUUGAGGAGGGUGUACGUUAUAGCCCCCUCCCUACCGCAAGAACCGCCAUACUUGGAAAGCACAUUUUGUGGUGUUUUGUGUUUAGUAGCGCUGCGCGAACUGAAGAAGUGAAGCGUGUGGUUGUAGGUGAGGCCUGUGUUUAUGUGUCCAGGAGUGUAAGUGCUACGUAAGCCCCAAUAUGUAUAAACUGUUAGGAGGCCUCAAGGACUACCUCAAAUGGCAGGACAUAGUGACAGACAACGCAGUGUUCAGGCUUCACAACUUGUUCACCACAGUGUUACUGCUCACGUGUUCUCUUAUCAUAACUGCCACGCAGUAUGUCGGCAACCCCAUACAGUGCAUUGUCGGCAAAGGGCUUCCUACCCAUGCGAUCAAUACGUACUGUUGGAUCACGUCCACUUUCACGAUGCCCGACGCCUACCUCAGGGAAGUAGGCAGUCAGGUUGCACAUCCAGGCAUUGACAAUGAUUAUGGUGAGGAAGAUCACAAAAAAUAUUACACGUACUACCAGUGGGUGUGUUUUGUGUUGUUCUUCCAAGCACUUCUGUGUUAUUUGCCGAAGUAUAUUUGGGACACGCUGGAGGGCGGGCUCAUGAGAUCCAUCGUCAUGGGACUGAACAUCGGGAUAUGUCGCGAGGAGGACAAAUGCAACAAGAAGAAGGUUCUCCUAGAUUACCUUCUGCGUCACGUACGGAGACACAACAUGUAUGCCAUCCGCUACUGGAUAUGCGAGGCGCUGUGUCUGAUCAACAUCAUUGCGCAGCUCUACUUCAUGGACCACUUCUUUGAUGGCGAGUUCUUCAGUUACGGGCUGCGUGUCAUGUCCUUCUCAGAGCAAGCGCAGGAGGAGCGUGUUGACCCCAUGGUGUAUGUGUUCCCACGUGUUACCAAGUGCACAUUCCACAAGUAUGGGGCUUCUGGUUCCAUCCAGAAGCAUGAUUCGCUCUGUGUCCUUCCUCUGAACAUUGUUAACGAGAAGACGUACAUUUUCUUGUGGUUCUGGUUCAUCAUCCUGGCAACCAUGCUGUCACUGCUGGUGGUGUACCGAGUCGUCAUAAUAGCUGUACCAACUGUGAGACCGUACUUGCUUCAUGCACGCAACAGAAUGGUUCCUCGAGAAGUAGCUGCUGCAAUAUCGCGUAAGACGGAUGUAGGCGAUUGGUGGAUCUUGUAUAUGCUCGGCCGGAACAUGGAUCCAAUCAUAUACAGGGAAGUGGUUGCAGAGUUGGCCAAGAAAAUUGAGACAGCUGCCAGCAAUACACCCUGAAGUUCAAGCGAUAGUGACUGGAACUGAACAAGUGUUGUUGCCCAACAUUGGUAUUAAUUUUUGAUCCCCAGAAUCGUUAGUGCAGUGCCUUUUGUGGGGUUGCUGUGCUGUAAUCAAUUGCUCACCUUUCUCAUUUAAUACUAUUCAUGUUUGCAUUGAAAGAGAAUCUCAGUUUUACGAGAAAUAUAACCACUUGAUUAUAUGUGAUAUACAAAGUUUGGGGUACCAUGUUUUUAUACUUACUGUUUUACAUUAUAUUUAGUGGUACAGAUAAUUACAAAAUGGAAACAAGAGAAGACAAAAAUAUAAAAUAAUCAGUUAUUUGAAUAUGAGAUUAUAAAUUCCUGUAAAUAUAUAUGUUGGGGGUACAGGAAGUGUUUAUGAUUAAUUCUUUAUAUGAAAUUUAAAAUAAUUCUGGAUUCUGAGCUGCUUAUGGCACUGAAAUGAAGAUGAAUGUUUCAGGAUGUGAUGGUGCAUAUUCUGGCAGAAAGUUGCCAACGUUUCGGAGGACUCUGGUGCCUUCUCACAUUUUCAGGGCACGCUUCUGCACUGAAGUUGGAGGAAUUACCAGGUUCCUCUGAAACAUCGAAAACAGGCUAACAGACUACAUGGCAUCACAUUCCGUAAGACAGUCUAUCUUGCAGUGUAUCUUUUAUUGAAUCAUUUUUCAUUGACUUGAGAAAUAUAGAAUUGUUUGUUAUGACCAGUCAUACGUAUGUCACCAGUGUGCACCAGGACUUCCUGUUGGUGUAAUCAUGCUGGAGAGAAACGUGUAUCUUUACGUUCAGUUACAAUAUGCUGUAUGAGACUGGGGUGAUGUGUGUGUGGCGAAACAGUUGCUGUGUUCCUUAAAUUGUCUGUAAAUGUAAUAUUAUUAUUGUAGGGCAUGUCAUCCAAAGUAGAAUAAGAAAAAUAAUUUUAAAAAGACCAGCAAAGAGAGAAAUUCCCUUUCUCUCGUUUUCAGGUAGGUACAUGUUGAGAGCUGUCAUCAUGCUUCGCCAUAUUUAAUAUUUUUCAUUGUAGAUUAACACCACCACCAUCAGACACUGCCUAUAUUACAUAUAGUCAAUAUAAUUAAAAAAAUGACUUGUUUGAGAGGCAAAAAACUAUUGCAUUUUCUAUUUAUCAUUACAUAACUGAAUUUCUUCCAGAGAGAGUAUUAAUGAUGACACCUCUUAACUUAAGAACAUUGAGGAGCUUCCAUACUGUGUGUUCAAAAUGAGAAAGAAAUUCUGUUUCUACUGUAUAUGUAAUGAACAUUUUUAUAUGUAAUUUAUAUUAAACACAAAUGCAUGAUGAAGUUAAAAUUUACCUUUUGCGCCAAUAAGCUUGCAGUUUAUAUAUAUAUGUAUAUAUAUAUAUAUAUUGUAAGCAAUUUGUUAUUCAUGUGAUAAUCUAAGAAACGAAUAAGACUCGCCAUUUUCCUUCAAUUUUGAAUCGUUGUCUUCCUCGUGGAUUACAUUCCAACUGAAAUGUAAUAUUAUGAAUAUCUUUACAUUGGAACUGCACAGUAUUUUGAAUACAAUUUUAAUGAGACUUUA
This is a messenger RNA of Cryptotermes secundus, 3225 nucleotides long. It is a transcript of the gene ogre, whose product is annotated as innexin inx1. The transcript is spliced from 2 exons. Lineage: Eukaryota; Metazoa; Arthropoda; Insecta; Blattodea; Kalotermitidae. Gene Ontology annotation, cellular component: gap junction; plasma membrane. The coding region runs from base 596 to 1684 and encodes 362 amino acids. Gene Ontology annotation, molecular function: gap junction channel activity. The record is from RefSeq and is a predicted model, not a curated record.